AAUGGUGGCUGAGCUCUCUGUGCAGACUCCGCUCGGAGGGUGUUGUGAAUUUAACUUUGUGAACUUUUAAAAACGAUCUCGGAAUUAUAAUCAACGACGACGACGACGUCAACGUUGCCGUGUUAGUGCAAGUGUAGUUUAGUGUGUUUUUUAUAAACUUAAACGUACAUUUAUAUCACCAAAACACUGAAAAAUGUGAAAGCGUUCAGCUUGAGGUUCGUGUGUCCGCGCGGGUUGAUUUCGGCGGCGUGGAAAGUUUAUUUUUUAGAGUUUUUGUUUAAAUUAUAAAUUAUUAUAAAUAGUUAUUACUGCUGCUGCUGUAGUUAUCAAACAACCACAAUAGAGGAGGAAGAUGGGUCUACCGCCGCUGGAGUUUGUAGAUUGUCACAUCGACAGCCCUCAGUUCAGGGAACGUCUCAAGUCGCACGAAGUGGCCCUCGACAAAACCAACAAGUUCAUCAAGGAGCUCAUCAAGGACGGACGGGGCCUCGUAGCCGCCUUCAAAAAUUUGUCACAGGCCAAGAGGAAGUUCGCUCAGUCGCUGGCCAGCUUCAAGUUCGACUGCAUCGGCGACGCCUCCACGGACGACGAAGUCAGCAUCACCGGAUCACUCCAAGAGUUCGCAAAGCUCCUGGGCUCCAUGGAGGACGAGAGGGAGAGGAUGAUAGCUAGCGUGUGCGACGUGUUGAUCACUCCGUUGGAGAGGUUUCGCAAAGAUCAAAUUGGCGCUGCCAAGGACGAGAAGAAGAAGUUUGACAAGGAGAGCGACAAGUACUACACGCAGCUGGAGAAACACGUCAGCCUAUCCUCCAAGAAGAAGGAGACCCUCCUCACUGAGGCCGACACGCAGCUGGAGGUGACACGGAGGCACUUCAACGAGGUCUCCCUGCAGUACGUGUGCAAGGUGCAGGAGGUGCAGGAGCGCAAGAAGUUUGAGUUUGUGGAGCCGCUGCUGGCAUUUCUCCAGGGUCUCUUCACGUUCUACCACCAGGGCUACGAGCUCGCCAAGGAGUUCCACCACUACCAGCACUUCCUGCAGGGCAACAUCCAGAACACGCGGGAGCGCUUUGAGAGCACGCGCUCCGAGGUGGAGCAGCUGAUGCAGAAGAUGAACACCUCGUUUGGAGCGCGCGUCCCCCAGAACCCGUUCGUCAUCGAGGGCUACCUCUUCAUGCUGGAGAAACGUCACUUUGGCUCCGCGUGGGUGAAGCACUACUGCUGCUACAGCAAGAACACGGGCUACUUCUCCAUGCUCGCCUACGACCCGAAGCCGACCGGGAAGCUGAACGGACUGGUGUUGAGUCCACAAGGAGAGCGGGACUCGUUCCAGCUCAAAUCGUGCGUGCGGCGAAAAACCGACUCCAUCGAGAAACGCUUCUGCUUCGACAUCGAGGCCAUCGACAGACCAACCGUCAUGACGCUGCAGGCUCCCUCGGAGGAUGAGCGGAAGCUGUGGAUGGAAGCGAUGGAUGGCAAAGAACCCGUUUACACAAUGCCAAGACUAAACAGCAAGCGGGAGGAGACGCAACUCAAUGAUUUGGGCUUCAACUUUGUAAGAAAUUGCAUCUCUGCGGUUGAAACGAGAGGAGUGACCACUCAAGGGCUGUACCGGAUCGUAGGGGUCAGUUCCAAAGUGCAGAAGUUGCUGAGUCUGGCUGUGGACCCCAAAACGGCGGCGGAAGUUGACCUGGAGAGCCCCCAGGACUGGGACAUCAAGACGAUCACCAGCGCACUCAAGAGCUACCUGAGGACUCUCCCCGAACCCCUGAUGACUCAUCAGCUGCACGCCAGCUUCAUUCUUGCCGCAAAGCUGGAGAACCCGGAGAGCCGUGUGAAGGCGGUCCACGCUCUCGUCUACCAGCUGCCCGACGCCAACCGCGACAUGCUGCAGCUCAUCGUCCACCACCUCAUCGUCGUGGCGAGUCACAACAAGCAGAACCUCAUGACGGUGGCCAACCUGGGCGUGAUCUUCGGCCCGACGCUCAUGCGGCCGCAGGAGGAGUCGGUGGCAGCCAUCAUGGAGAUCAAGUUCCACAACAUCGUCAUCGAGAUCCUCAUCGACAACGCGGACAAGGUGUUCAAGACACCCCCUGACCCGGACGCCCCCCUGCUGAUUCCCCAGCCCAACGUCCCUCACCGGCAUGGCAAGACGCCCGGUGGUGGUGGCGGUGGUGGCGGUGGUGGCGGUGGUGGUGCCGUGGGUAGCAAGACCCCUCGGCCCAUGGGCGGGGUCUACAUGACCUCCAGCCGGGACGGAGUUGACGUGAAGCCUGAAAACAGCACGGCCGCCACAACAACAACAACAAGAACCGCCACCACCACCGCAGCAGCCGCCACCAACAACACCACCAACACCACCACCAGCACCACCACCAACAACAACAGCAGCAGCAGCAGUAGCCCAAGCUCCAGCUCCGAGUCCAUCGCCUCGUCCCACUCCUCCGACGCCGCCACCGCCGCCGCCGGUCCGCCCUCACCGCCGCGACUCUACCCGGAUUUGUCGUCGGAGCUGCCGAGGGCACCGCCGGCAUCGUCGCCGCCAGCGUCGCCAUCGUCGCUGUCACCGUCGUCGCUGUCCGUGAAGGAGGCGACGCCGUGGGGGGUGGCGGCCGUCGUGGGCGAGGAAACGCCGGCGUUUAAGGGCGGCGCUGCUGCCGCCGCUGCUGCCUCCAAACCCGACGCUUUCAUCAUAGCAAGGACCCCGUUCUAUGAGUCUUCAUCCAAAUACAGCCGUCCUUCCAGCAGGCAGGCCCGGGCGCGGUACGCGUGUGAAGCGGAGCACGAGACGGAGCUCUCCUUCAUGCCCGGGGACCUCUUCACCAACGUGCACAAGUCCCGUGAGCCGGGGUGGCUGGAGGCGACGCUGAACGGGAAGACCGGACUCAUCCCACAGAACUACGUCGAUCUGCUCUGAGUGGCAGCGCUCCGUCCCCCAGCGCUCCGUCGCCGCUCCGCCCAGGGUCGGCGACCCGUCUCGGGAUCUCGGGGUGAAACUCGGGAUCGCGGGGACCGCCGACACAACGGAGGAGCGUCCUCCCGCUCAACUUGGGAAUCGCGCCCGAAGGUUUUCUCUGCAACGAGCCCAGCCCGUCACCGCCGCGUCUUCUUCUGCCCGCACCGAUCCCUGAUCGCUGAUCGUUGAUCGCCGAUCGCUUUCUCUCAACUGUGAAGUUCGUCGUUGAAACGGCGACAACGGCGGCUCCCGUGCCAGGCUAGGUGCGCUUUACAAAGCGGGCGCGGCAAGCCGGGACGGCGAGAGGGAGGUCACGGGGGAGGUCAUGGGGGUGGGUGGCCACGGGGUCACCGACUGAGAUGACUGCCGGCAGACGCACACCCGACUCUCGCUGCGCUUUAUCCGCCCGGCGCUCUCCGCUCGUUGUUGUGAGCGUCGCUCCUCCGCCCUCCGUUGUUGCUGGAGGGCGACUGCCUCCAACUGCCCAGUAGCGUCCUUCACGAGCCUCCUCCUCCACUGAGGCCGAUCUUGACACCGCUGGUACCAGUCAUCGGCAAGUCCACUCAGCUCCACGUCCUCCUGUACCACGUCACUCCAUCUCUUCUCUAGCCCGUGCCGCGCCCGUUUAGCCCCCUCGAUCCGGCCGAACAAAAGCUGUUUGGGCAUGCGGUGGCUGGGCAUGCGGGCUACAUGGCCCAGCCAACGCAGCCUUGCCUGCCGGAGGAGCUCACCGAUGGGACUUGGCCCAGAUCUUUCCAACUGCCCAGUAGCAGCGUCCUUCACGAGCCUCCUCCUCCUCUACGAAGGCCGAACUUUUGACGGCUGGUGAUCAUCGUCUGCUCCACGUCCUCCUGUUUGGCAUCGGCCCAUCUGCUCUCCAGCCUGUGCCGACACACGAGACCACACAGACAAAGAUCCCCCUCGUAGCCUAUCGAGGUUGUCGGGGCAAGUGCUAUUGGCAAUCGCCAAUGAAGGCCGGGCGGUCGGCGCCACGCCCGGCCACAUUUGUUUCACGAAUGGCGAUGUUUCGUUUGUUCGCCCCACCCCCCGCACCUCCUAUUAGCACGGUUGGCUACGUACGGUGCAAAAGAAGUUCAACACGCAGACACGGACACACGUACGUACACACACCACCACCACACCCCCCACAACAUGGGCUCCGCUACACAGCCCGGAAGUCACGUGACCAUGUCUUCAAAGAAUAUAUAUUUUUUGGUUUGUUUUCAUUCGCGCGCGUGCGUGUGCGUGUGCGCGUGAGUGUGUGCGAGCGUGUGUGUGUGCGCACAUGUGUGUGUGCGUGCGUGCGUGUGCGCGCGCGUGUGUAUGCGUGUGUGUGUGCGUGUGUGCGUGUGUGUGUGCGCGCGUGUGUGUGUGUGCGUGCGUGUGUGCGCCGCGCUACGAAUCCCGGGCGACCCAAGUUCGAUUCCCGCUCACGACCAACACCACCAGUAGCGGAUAAUUAUCCGCUACUGGUGCGGCGUGCGGUGACACGUCGCCAGCACUGGGGAGACAAAGGCGGCCGGGCGCGGCGCUGUCCACCCACCACCUCGUGUGCCGUGCCAGCCUUCGUAGGUGCUGCUACUCGCUAGCAGCACUUGCCCCGAACAGUCUGUUAAGAGGCCGUACCGGGAGGAGGCGGCGGGGGGGGGGGGAAUAUUUGACUUUUGUCCAUGUCCCUGAAUCGUGCGGCGAGAAAGAGAGAGUGAGAGAGAGCGAGAGAGAGCGAGAGAGUGAGCGAGAGAGUGGGCGAGAGAGUGGGCGAGAGAGAGCGAGAGAGAGUGAACGAGAGAGUGAGCGACCGAGACAGUGAGCGAGAGAGUGGGCGAGAGAGUGGGCGAGAGAGUGGGCGAGAGAGUGGGCGAGAGAGAGCGAGAGAGUGGGCGAGAGAGUGAGCGAGAGAGUGACCGAGACAGUGAGCGAGAGAGUGAGCGAGAGAGUGGGCGAGAGAGUGACCGAGAGAGUGGGCGAGAGAGUGAGAGAGCGAGAGAGGAUGAUCUAAAUGUUGAGACGCGAAUGAGGGGGGGCCGGGUGGUUCGUUUUAUCGCUUUGUUAACGACACUGCAUUUCUCGUUCUUAAUUUACUGAUGUGAAUACACUGUGUGUCCUGCAUACGUAUAUACGCGCGUGCGCGCGAGCGGACGUUUUAAAUGCUGUAGGGAAGAAAAAAAAAUACGAAUCUUAUAUAUGUCCAUUUUGUUGUUGUUGUUGGUUGUUGUUGUUGGUUGUGGUUGUUGUUGCCGGGAAGGUUGUUGUGAGUAAACGCCGGAUGCGGCCGCUGUGGAGUUGAGCGGCGAGCGGAUUCGUUCCGUCUCCCCGUCGGGUCACACCGAUGAUACGUUUAGGAUCGCCGUUCGGGGGCGGGUGGCGUCGGGAUGAAACUUGCAGCUUGAGUCCCGAGGGGUUUCGCGCAACGCUCGGUAGGGUGCGAGGUUUGGGUUGUUAUGCUUUCAGGUAAAACAAGUAAACCCGUAAAAACAAAGUUUUUCACUAUGAAUCCUUUAUAUGCGUGGCGGCUAGAGUCCUCUCGUCCUCUGGCUUGAGAUGGCUGCCACCUAUGGGUCAGAUGAUUGCAUUGCACCAUUAAGCAAUUGGUAAUUAAAUAUAAUAUUUUUGUCCUAAAAAGUGUAAACUUUUGGAAAAAAAAUUCACAAACAUUAAUUGUCACGCACAACGAGUCUGUGUGCAAAAUGUCAGCUCGAUUGGAUCACGGGAAGUGGGUUAAAAAAACGACCGAAAGAUUUGCACGGUCGUAAGCAAGCAAGCAAGCGAACUUAAUAUAAAGGAUUUAAAAACAACACACGCACGAAUCGUUCAGUAUUGUCCACUGCCCGUUUGAAAUGAUCGCUUAAUUGCUGCGAUGGUCACUGCGGCCACCAAAAAUGCAAUCAGCGACGACAACAUCAAUUUAGUUGUUAGUCUUACACUUGAGUGUAUCUCUCACUCCCUUCUUAAGUCUUACCGAGUCUCAAGGACCCUUCGUCAAGAGAGGGUUGCGUGUGUGUGUAAUGAAAGGCAAGUGUGGUUGAUGUUAGUGUGUGGGUAACUCCCAUGGUGGGUUGCUGGGACCCACCAUGGGUCUACCCGUGGCACCUGCUGGGUCUGCCCCGUGACCUCCUGCACCUAGCCUGGCACAGUAGGAGGCACAGGUGGUGCAUCUGCCAGUAGCCAUCUCAGUCAAGUCUACCCGUGGCACCUGCUGGGUCUGCCCGUGACCUGCCAGCGGGCAUUCGACACUUCAUGUGGUAGCCUCAACGUGCACAUGGCCUGGCACGAGCGUCGUGGUGACAUCACCGCCACUUAGUGGUGAAUGGCGGUUGUUGUUGUUGUUGGCCAGCGUGGAAGAGUAGGCCAAAGACCCCUCUAAGCCAGUGGUUCUUAACCUUUCCUGCAGCCCUGUGGUUUCUCUGAAAGGGCAUCUCUCACUCCCAGGGGGUGCACUAUGCAAACCCAGGUUCAGAAAAAAUUAACCCGUAAAAACAAAGUUUUCCACUCUAAAUCCUUUAUAUGCGUGGCGGCUAGAGUCCUCUCGUCCUCUGGCUUGAGAUGGCCGCCACCUAUGGGUCAGAUGAUUGCCUGCCACCAUUAAGCAAUUGGUAAUUAAAUAUAAUUUAUUUUUUCCUAAAAAGUGUAAAAUUUUGGAAAAAACAUUUUCACGAAAAUAAAUUGUCACGCACAACGAGUCUGUGUGCAAAAUGUCAGCUCGAUUGGAUCACGGGAAGUGGGUUAAAAAACGACCGAAAGAUUUGCACGGUCGUAAGCGCGCAAGCAAGCAAGCGAACUUAAUAUAAAGGAUUUAAAAAGACGACUGCUCCACGCAAAGCAUUUGUAUUCUUAGGUUUUUUUUCGGUAAAGUCACGUGGAAUUUAAAGAGUUUAUUUUCGACUGCUACAAAUUCACAGCUUUGUACCUGGCCUUACCUGGUCAAGUAGAGAGUAGUUAAGUUUACUCAUGGAAGACCAAAUACGUUGUCGCCGCAGCUGCCUGGAGUUGUUGAUAUUCUUAGGUUUUUUUCGGUAAAGUCACGUGG
Lethenteron reissneri (Far Eastern brook lamprey) is the source of this 6980-nucleotide messenger RNA. RefSeq names its product rho GTPase-activating protein 26-like. Lineage: Eukaryota; Metazoa; Chordata; Hyperoartia; Petromyzontiformes; Petromyzontidae. Gene Ontology annotation, biological process: signal transduction. Gene Ontology annotation, molecular function: protein binding; GTPase activator activity. Gene Ontology annotation, cellular component: cytoplasm. The record is from RefSeq and is a predicted model, not a curated record.